AAAGGGCUUAGUGGGUUCUUGUCAUUUGCUGAGGUUGGAGUUGCAUUACCCAGGCUGCUGAUGUGGGGAGUGGAUCUUUGGGAAAAUGGGACCAAGGGUUGAGCAGCAGUGAGGGAAGAGCCAAGACUAAGGAGGAGUCAGGCUGGGGGCUACCUUACUGGAUAUUUCUGAGAACAGAAGGGUGAGCAUGGCCAGAGCUGAUGUACACAUCACUCCCGCACCCAGCACAGCCCACUAUUAACAUCUUGACAUGGUAUAGAGGGGCCGGUCCUCUGUUGACUUAAAUCAGUGCAGCUCACUGGCCCACCCGAGACAGAAAACAUCAAGAUAUCCUAAGAUUAACUCCCCUUUUUGCUCCUGCUGUGGAAGGACUCCCAUCCCUGCAGGGCAGAUCUGAGGGAACUGGGAUCAAGCUCAGGCAAGAGGCUUCCACUGAGGUCCGGUCUACAACUAAAACAUAGGAUGACCUAGCUAUGCUGUUUGGAGGUGUGAAAAAUCUACGCCGUGAGAAACACAAUUAAACCAACCUCCGGCCUGGUGUAGACACUGCAAGACUGGCAGAAGAAUUGUUUCCAUCAGCCUCGCUACUACCCUUCAGGGGAAUGGAUUUACCACAAUGAUAGAAAAAAACUUUUCCAUUGCUGUAGCAAAUGCCAGCAUUACAGCGCAUUGCUGUGGCACCAUAGCUGUGUUGCUGUAGCACUUGUAGUGUAGAUUUACCCUGAAAGAACAGUGUGUAUUUGGAGCCUCAGCAAGAAACCUAUGUGUGCACAGGCUCUCAUUGCAAAAGCAGUUUUGGAGGUAUCUGUGGUGGUCACUUGUAACCUGACUCUAUAAGCCACUACCAUCCGGGUUCUGCUCCAAUUGCUCUUGGACCCCGACUUCCUCAGCCAAUGUGAAGCCACUUCCACUGAACUCACUUCAUUGCGUGUCCACAAAAUGCAACACAGUGAUAAUUCCAAAACACAUUUGGUGGCUCCAGAACAGCUCAAGGAUGAGAAUAAGAUCCAAUUUCAUAUCCACCAGGCAAAAGGAAUCAUGAUCUGUGACCAAUUCCUUCUGGGUCUUUGCCAAGAAGGGGAGACAUGCCAGUGUCACCACACACGCUAUCCUUACCACUGGCAGGUGAUGCGGAAGAAGAAAGGAGUGUGGCAGAGCGUGAGUGAAUCAGCUCAGCAUCAUCUGGAGAAACUUUACAGCAUCAUAAAUCACUCACUGGUUACACUUGUGGAAAAGGAUGGUUCAAAAGGCAAAGUCAACCUAAAUACCAUGGAACUGCUCUCCUUUGGUCCUUAUGGCGACAUACGGCGUCUCUCCAACACCCAUGAUCCACUGCAGAACCCACAUCUCCACACAGAGUGGCACGUGUAUUGGCUUGAUGAAACCAAUUGGAAGGAAUAUGAGGAGCCAAUUUCCCAAGAAAUCAUUAAUGCCUUUGAGAGUGGCUUACAGAACUACAGCUUCAGUUGCGAAGACCAACAGUACGCUCUGGAUUUGAAGAACCUUAUUCAAAUUAACUUAACCACAGAACAAAAGUUAUCCAUUCAGCGCCGACCUGCCUACCACACACCUAUCUACAUGGUACCACAUCUACGGACACUCCCAAGUGGCUUUAGAGGACAUCUCAAUCCUCAUGCUGCCAACAUUCCUGGGGAGGACCCUACUGAUGGGUAUUAUGGCCCAUAUCCUGCAUCCUGGAUUUCUUGCCCCUCAGAAGGACCCAUAUAUGUGCAACGUGAAAUAGCACCAUCAGAAGCAGUGUACCGCACUGUUUACACUCUCUUCCACAAAUCUCUCUCAGAGGAUACGUUUCUGGUGUUGGGAAUUUACAGGAUCAGGCAGCAGUAUCUUUGGCAAAAAUACAGCAGUCAGAAGGAAAUAAUGUCCCGAGGACUCUCAACAGAAGAGACAAAACAGCUAGAACAGCAUCUCUUCCAUGGCACCUCAGCAGAAAGCAAGAAUGCCAUCUGCCAGAUGGGCUUUGACCCUCGUCUCUCAGGACAGCAUCUUGCUGCUUUUGGCAAAGGCAGCUAUUUUGCCAAGAAUUCCCAGUAUGCAAAUGGAUUUUGUUCAGCAUGCAAGGCUGGGCUGCGUUAUAUGUUUCUGGCAAAGGUCUUGGUGGGAAAGUCUGCUGUAGGGAAUGCUGAUUAUUGUGAACCCCCAGUGAUAAGUUCUAGUGGCCCACCCUUUGAUUCAUGUGUUGAUUCCACUUCUAGCAUCUAUGUGAUCUUUAACAGUAGCCAAUCUUACCCAUACUUUCUGAUCCGCUAUAAACUGCUAUCCGACCCUGUUAUGCUGGAUGAUUCAUAAUUAGAGUGGGACAAAACAACUGCAUCUUUUUUUUUUU
Pelodiscus sinensis (Chinese soft-shelled turtle) is the source of this 2347-nucleotide messenger RNA. Lineage: Eukaryota; Metazoa; Chordata; Testudines; Trionychidae. The record is from RefSeq and is a predicted model, not a curated record.